Messenger RNA from Ceratina calcarata, 4562 nucleotides. RefSeq names its product homeobox protein caupolican. NCBI's taxonomy places the organism in Eukaryota, Metazoa, Arthropoda, Insecta, Hymenoptera, Apidae. The record is from RefSeq and is a predicted model, not a curated record. Gene Ontology annotation, molecular function: RNA polymerase II cis-regulatory region sequence-specific DNA binding; DNA-binding transcription factor activity, RNA polymerase II-specific. The coding region runs from base 41 to 1990 and encodes 649 amino acids. The transcript is spliced from 7 exons. Gene Ontology annotation, biological process: regulation of transcription by RNA polymerase II; neuron differentiation; cell development. Gene Ontology annotation, cellular component: nucleus.
CACGAUAUAGGCAGAACUCACGUGUCCAUUGAGGCUGGCCAUGGUUCGUCUCUUUCCUUCCAUUCUCCUCGUCGAGACCGAGCUACUGGUGAGCGGUGGACAGCCAACGACGGCGACGUCGCCGGCGAUGUCGUCGGGCGGUGCGCUCAGCCCCGGCGCUCUGUCGCCGUCGUCGACGGCGACGACGACCGGCGCCGCAGGGGCGGCCGCGUCCGGAGGAGCGAGCACUCCCGUGGCCGGCACCACGGGGCCAGGUUGCUGCGAGAACGGCAGACCCAUGAUGACGGACCCCGUCACUGGGCAAACGGUCUGCAGUUGUCAGUACGAUAGCGCAGCUAGGCUCGCGUUAGGUGCAUAUCCGAGGCUAGCUCCCACCGCGACUUCCUACUCAUCUUAUCCGACGCCGACACCCUCCACCACCGACCAGGGGCCCUACCCUAGCAUCGGAAUGGACAGCUCCGCAUUCUACCCCCCAUUGGGAAAUCCGUACGGAUUGAAGGACACGACGGGAAUGGGGAUGACGGCGGAUAUGGGUGCCGCAUGGGGUACAGCCGCCCUUCAACCUGCCGCCACGGGUUACUACCCCUACGAUCCAACCCUGGCCGCCUACGGAUACGGGGCGGGAUACGAUUUGGCAGCGCGGCGGAAGAACGCGACGAGGGAGUCUACGGCAACGCUGAAGGCCUGGCUGAACGAGCACAAGAAGAACCCGUACCCGACAAAGGGCGAGAAAAUAAUGCUGGCGAUCAUCACGAAAAUGACGCUGACGCAGGUGUCGACUUGGUUCGCGAACGCGCGAAGACGCCUUAAGAAGGAGAACAAGAUGACCUGGGAGCCGAAGAACAAGACCGACGACGACGAUGACGCAGUCCUAACAGAUUCGGAGGACAAUAAGGAGAAGGACGAGUUGGCGAGCGACAAUCAAGGCGACAGAGUCGGAGAGGAGGCGAGGAGAGGACUCGAGGAGAACGAGCCGAUGAGGCACGUGAAAGCGGAGCACUUGCAGCAUGACAAGGACCUCGACGAGGAGGACGACCUCGAUCUCGAGGAGGACCCGCGACGGGGGGAGCAUCCCUUUCACCACGCGAUGCAGCACCACCACCACCAUCACCAGCCGUACCCUGGCGAGGAACACCUCAAGGACGAGGGCAUCAAGUCCGAUUGUAGCGCUGCCGGCGUCCCGAUACCGGCGACUAAACCGAAAAUCUGGUCGCUGGCGGACACGGCCGCGUGCAAGACGCCCCCGCCACCCUCGCAUCCUCACCAUCAACAGUACCAUCACCUUCACCAUCAGCAGCAUUACGGACAGCAACAGCAUCACCUAUCGAACCAGGGGCAUCACCAUCAUUCCCAACAGCCUUGGCUCGGUUCAGGUGGCGGGGGCGGCGCCGGAGGCGGGGGCGGUAACCUGAGCUCGUUCGCGUUGCCCUCGUCAGCUUCUAUGAGCCCGUCAGCGGCCGCCACGGCGCCGUACUCGAGCGCUGCGACGAGAUACGGCGGCUUCCUGUCGUCUUCGUCCGGCGGCCAACUCCACUACAACCCGAAUUCCUCGUCCGGUUCGAGUUCCUCCGCGUCUUCCUCGGCGGCGGCGGGGUUUCCCGAGGUUGGUACGGACACUCCACCUCAGACACCGCCCAACAUGAAGGUGGCUACACCGAAUGGAGUGAUCCAGGCACCACCGGGCGGUUACUGCACUGGUGGCAACGGCAACGGUCAGACCAACGGUAAUCCAAAUCCGUACGGGCCGAGUCACCCGGCCGCGGCCGCCGGUUACCUGUCGACGAGUUCCGGUUCGGUCAGCAGCGGAUCUUCGUUCAGCUCCAGGCUACAGGCCUCUCCGCACAAAGACUUCUCACCGGCCGGACAGAAUUCCAUUCUACAUCAACACCAAACUACUGCCAGUCUGCCUCCCACGGAAGCUACCACCGCGUUCAAACCGUUCUACAAAGGAUCGCAAUCCAUGGGUAGCGGAUUCGUGUCACCGGUCUAAAAACAACUGUGUGGUACAACUCCGGAUCAUCAUCGCGUCAUCCGAGGAUGAAGCGAAGGUUGUAAGGGCCCGCGACCAGAUUGUAAAUAUUUGCCGUUGAGAGGUCCUGGAACUUAUUAACGCGAGGUCUCCGAUCCAUUAAAAGGAACGAAGCGCAACCAGCAAAAAGAAGACGAAGAUGUGAUGGAACGAGGCCAAGGAACGGAAAAGGCGAAAUGCAAAAGAGGAAGAACGAAAGAGCCUCUGGAACGGGGAGAAAGAAAGCGGAAAAUGGGGAUUCGUCCUUGAGAUACACAUAAAUCGUCCUCGCGAAGUGGGAAAGACGAAUGGUAGUCGGCCGUGGCACGCGCGCGCGCCCGGGCGCCAGUCACUGGCUUAAAGAAGAUUUAGGAAUUAGGGGAAUUACGUCGAAGUGCCUGCUUAUACGCACGAGUACGUAACGGAAGGAGAGGAUGGAAGCAACCCGCGAGGAGAAGACGUGCGCUGAAUCGACGGUGCUCUAGAGAAUUUCGCCGAGAAACGGUAUAUCCUCUUUUAAAAGAAUUCCGAUGCACGAAACGUCGUCAUCGUCUAAGUCCAGCUUCAAGUUACCCGGUUUUUCGCAAGUUUUCCUUGAUCAACGAAUCCCUCGUUGUCGAUCGUUCCGCGCGCGUAUUCUAACCGGGAGAUUUAUUGAUUCUGUAAAUAAACUAAAGACUCAGUCGACGAUCCAAACGAACGGUAAACGCGUCGAGGAUCAGCCGUCGUUUUGUACAUAUGUAUGUAGAUCGUUGAUGCAAGAGAUGAAUUGUUUCGAUCUACGUACCCGUAUGAGUUUAUUUUUUUUUUCUCGUUUCGCGGAGCUUGCCACUUCCAUAAGUCAAGAAUCCGCGAGAUCCAAUCGGGCAACGUGCAAAGGUAGCAACCGCUCAGUGCCGAACAGCGGUGGACAACCGAUUUACAGUCAAUCGACAAGAGAAAUUACAAGGAUUCAAGGAGGAAUCUUCUUAGUAAGAAUAUUCCCCGUGUUCCUCGAUUUUGUCCAUUGGAAAUAAACGUUCGACGAAGGACGUACAGCAUGCGGACCGCGUCGGCGUUCCUCUAUCUUUAACCGAUCAGUUUUAAGUAAUUCUCUUGUUCGCGAGCUGCACAGGUGAUCAUCGAAAUCAUCGGAAAUUUCGUCGACGCGAUACGUUUAAUCCACGUGCAGCUAUGAUUUAAAAUCGAGAACGCCUGGCGCAAUCUUCGCGCAGUUCUCGUCGACGGGCUGCGGAGGGGAAGAGACAGGUAGCACCAAUGAUAAACUAAUUAAAAAUAAAGAUUCAUCCUUCCUCGCACGAAUACCGCUUGCUGCUCUCGCGAUCCGCGAAUCGUGCUCCCAUCGGACGCGGACGCCACGAGAAUUCGACGAUGCGAAUCGAUGCCCUCAUCGAUUAGCGUCGUACUUGAUCCUCGUCACUUUUGACCGUCUCUCUGUGCAAUACGUAUUUGUACAUACAUCGUUUUAGAUCGAUAUAUUAAGUUAAUCGUGAUCGCGCACCCCACCCUGCUUGGGCCUAAAUGGGGGAUGGUUUCCUGCUUGAGUUGCAAUUACGUGCCGAAUGUACGUGUGCAACGAAGUCUAUAGUUUUUGUCUUAUUCUUGAAUUUUUUCUUUAAUAAAUGCAAAACCGUCGCUGGAUCAAUUAAAUAGAGAAUGGAAAAAGGAGAUGAAGUAAUAUAAAAAUAAAAAACGUGAGAAAAAAGGUGCGCGGUGCUCGAGAUUGUUGAUAUUUUUUUAUAUUAUAUUAUCGCAUAAGUCAUCCCUCCUUUCGAAGAGUCCGAUCAUUGGUAGUGGUCCCGGGGCGAAGAAUGAAAAGUGGAAUAAAAGACUAGGUGGUGCAAGAGCAGGAGGACUGGUAAUAAAAGAGAAACGACUAUCAUUUUGUACUUUGAUGUAUAUGGGCAAAUGUGUGUACGUGAAAAAGGAAAGAAAGAAACAGAUGCAUGAGAGGAAGAACGCAAGGUGGGGAGGGCGGGGUUCGCAAGAGGAUUAAGCAAGAAUGAGAGUGAGAACGCGAUCGAUAGGGAGAAAUUGUACAUUGUUUUGUAAAGAGUACAUUUAUUUAUAUCUGUGAUAAUGGGCAAGGUUUAGUAAAAAUCGAGGAAAACGAAAGUGGAAGCGGGAAGAGUGGUUUGGAAGGGAGAGAAAGAAGGAAGGAAACAAAAGAAGGAAUAAUUAUGAUUUCAGUAUAACUUUGACGAAGAUGAUCGGUGCUCGUGCAUUCGUUGACACGUAUAUCGACUAAUAGAGUAAUUAAUAGAGACUCGAUCAUGGUAUUUGUAAAUAAUUGUCGCAGCGUAGCCAAGAAGAUCAUGCCACGCCGAGGCGCGGGGGAGUCCGGAUAUUAUCUAAAAAGAGAACAACAAACUAAAUAAAAAAUAAAAGUAGAGACGAAGAGAGAAAAAGUUUAGCGUACCCUCGGCACAGGCAAAAAGAGCGAAAGAAAGGAAGACGGAAAGAAAGAAAGAAAGAAAGAAAGAAAGAAAGAAAGAAAGAAAGAAAGAAAGAGAACUAUCUGUUGUGAAUAUAUACGAUACAGGUAUUAGACAUA